This is a messenger RNA of Dama dama (fallow deer), 3934 nucleotides long. It is a transcript of the gene FOXP4, whose product is annotated as forkhead box P4. Gene Ontology annotation, molecular function: RNA polymerase II cis-regulatory region sequence-specific DNA binding; DNA-binding transcription repressor activity, RNA polymerase II-specific. The record is from RefSeq and is a predicted model, not a curated record. The coding region runs from base 145 to 2199 and encodes 684 amino acids. Gene Ontology annotation, biological process: regulation of transcription by RNA polymerase II. The transcript has 17 exons. Gene Ontology annotation, cellular component: nucleus. Lineage: Eukaryota; Metazoa; Chordata; Mammalia; Artiodactyla; Cervidae.
GGCGGCGCGGAGGGGCAGCCCCAGCGGGCGGCGGCGGCGGCGGCGGGCCCGGGCGGCGACCCGAGCGAGCCCCAUGCCCCGCGCGGGCUGACGGGCCGGAGCCCGCACGGAGCGGCCGGGCUGGACAGGUCCCGCUAGAGCGACAUGAUGGUGGAAUCCGCCUCGGAGACAAUCAGGUCAGCUCCGUCUGGUCAGAACGGCGUGGGCAGCCUCUCCGGGCAGGCUGAUGGCGGCGGCGGCAGUAGCGGCGGCGGGGCUGCAGGCCCUGCCGCAGGCGGUGCGGGCCGGGACUCGGCCGUGGGCGCGGACAGCAACGGAGAGAUGAGCCCCGCGGAGCUCCUGCACUUCCAGCAGCAACAGGCUCUCCAGGUGGCCCGGCAGUUCCUGCUGCAGCAGGCCUCGGGCCUCAGCUCCCCAGGGAACAACGACAGCAAGCAGUCGGCCUCUGCUGUGCAGGUGCCCGUGUCGGUGGCCAUGAUGUCGCCCCAGAUGCUCACCCCCCAGCAGAUGCAGCAGAUCCUGUCGCCCCCCCAGCUGCAGGCCUUGCUCCAGCAGCAGCAAGCGCUCAUGAUCCAGCAGCUGCAGGAAUAUUACAAGAAGCAGCAAGAGCAGCUCCACCUACAACUCCUCACCCAACAGCAGGCCGGGAAGCAGCAACCCAAAGAGGCCCUGGGGAACAAGCAGCUGGCCUUCCAGCAGCAGCUCCUGCAGAUGCAACAGUUGCAGCAGCAGCACCUGCUCAACCUGCAGAGACAGGGGCUGGUCAGCCUGCAGCCCAGCCAAGCCUCGGGGCCCCUGCAGACCCUCCCACAAGCAGCUGUGUGCCCCACGGACCUGCCCCAGCUGUGGAAGGGCGAGGGUGCCCCCGGGCAGCCCGCCGAGGACAGCGUCAAGCAGGAGGGGCUGGACCUCACCGGCACGGCCACCACCGCUACCUCGUUCGCCGCCCCCCCCAAAGUCUCACCCCCCCUCUCCCACCACACCCUGCCCAACGGACAGCCCACUGUGCUCACACCUCGGAGAGACAGCUCCUCCCACGAGGAGACGCCUGGCUCCCACCCCCUGUACGGACAUGGAGAGUGCAAGUGGCCAGGCUGUGAGACCCUGUGUGAAGACCUGGGCCAGUUUAUCAAACACCUCAACACGGAGCACGCCCUGGACGACCGGAGCACGGCCCAGUGCCGUGUGCAGAUGCAGGUGGUGCAGCAGCUGGAGAUCCAGCUCGCCAAGGAGAGCGAGCGGCUGCAGGCCAUGAUGACCCAUCUGCACAUGCGGCCCUCGGAACCCAAGCCCUUCAGCCAGCCACUGAACCCAGUCCCCGGCUCCUCCUCAUUCUCCAAGGUGACAGUCUCCGCAGCCGACUCGUUCCCAGACGGCCUCGCGCACCCCCCCACCUCGGCCGCCGCCCCCGUCACCCCGCUGAGGCCCCCCGGCCUGGGCUCAGCCUCGCUGCACAGCGGGGGCCCUGCCCGGCGGAGGAGCAGCGACAAGUUCUGCUCCCCCAUCUCCUCAGAGCUGGCCCAGAACCAUGAGUUCUACAAGAACGCCGACGUCCGGCCGCCCUUCACCUACGCCUCCCUGAUCCGCCAGGCCAUCCUGGAAACCCCAGACAGGCAGCUGACCCUGAAUGAGAUCUAUAACUGGUUCACCAGGAUGUUCGCCUAUUUCCGGAGGAACACAGCCACCUGGAAGAAUGCGGUGCGACACAACCUCAGCCUGCACAAGUGCUUCGUGCGUGUGGAGAACGUCAAGGGCGCCGUGUGGACUGUGGACGAGCGGGAGUACCAGAAACGAAGACCGCCAAAGAUGACGGGGAGCCCCACCUUGGUGAAGAACAUGAUUUCGGGCCUCAGUUACGGAGCACUUAACGCCAGCUACCAGGCAGCCCUGGCCGAGAGCAGCUUCCCCCUCCUCAACAGCCCCGGCAUGCUGAACCCUGGCUCCGCUAGCAGCCUCCUGCCCCUCGGCCACGACGACGCGGGUGCCCCCGUGGAGCCGCUGCCCAGCAAUGGCAGCAGCAGCCCGCCUCGCCUCUCCCCACCCCAGUACAGCCACCAGGUACAGGUCAAAGAGGAGCCGGCUGAGGCCGAGGAAGACAGGCGGCCCGGACCCCCCCUGGGGCCCCCCAACCCCAGCACCGUGGGGCCUCCAGAAGACAGGGACCUGGAGGAGGAGCUGCCGGGAGAAGAACUGUCCUAAGGGCCUCCAGGGGCAGGCGGGGCAGGGGUGAGACCCCUCCCUCCGGGAACCCAGGCCCCACUUACCCCCACUCCACGCCCCGCCCAACCUCAAGGCACUUCCAGGACUCAGAUGGGGGGGGCUGGGCCAGCAACUCCCAAGGUGACCUGACUGACCUACGACACUCGGGGGCAGGGACGGUCCUCCCCCCACCCCGAGGGGACACAGAAUCCCUGGUCUGGGACCAGCAGAGGACACGGAGGGCCCAGACCCCUCCUCAGAGCCCCCCCCGCCAACAUCUGAAUUCCACGCCCCCCGCCCCCAACCACCAGCAGCAGCAGGGCCCUCCUCCCCCACCAGCUGGCCCCUACAGGGCCCCUCAGCGCCUUGGAGACCCGCAGGCGGGGCUAAGCCACCCUCUCAAACCCAGGGCACCGCACCCCUGGCUCUGGCCGCAUGGUCUGGCCAGAGGCCCCCACUUCCUCCAUCUGUGCUCCCUUCCACCAUCUUGUCCGUACUGUGAAGAAAUAACUCCAGCCCGACUCCUUCCCCUGCUCUGGCCUGGGUCAGAGCAGCUAAAUCUCAGAGCAGCCCCAGGAGAAACCAGCGCCCUCAGCUCUGCCUGUUCAGAAGCCACAGCUAGUGGUGGGAGAACCUGGAUUGGGGGCAGGCCCGUGGAAGCAGGGCGGCCGGCUCCAGGCUGAACCAGGCCUGCAUCCCUGUUUGCUGGCCGCUGCCCCCCAUGCCAGGAAGCACAGGAAGAGGCCUGUGCCCGGUGGACUCGUGGAGGUGGAGCCGAGCCACCCUUGAAGCUGGAGUUGGGCCGGGUGGUGCCAGGGCUGCAGGAAAGCAUCUGCCUCUGUCCCGGGGAAAGGCCCGGCUGAAACCGGGCGGGCAGGGGCGGGCGGGAUGAAUACGGUGGCUGCUGUGACCCAACCGGUCACUCCCACCCCAGCCUUCAGGUCCCCCAUUGCAGUCUUCCCUCACCCGCCCCCCCACCCCGCACCCCGCACCCCUCAGUUACACGGAUGACCAAAGACCUUUCUUAUGCCGGAAGCAAAAACCAAAACUUUUCGUUGGCUUUUUCCUUUGUCGCCUCCCACAUCCCCUGCUCCUCUUGCCCACCCCAGCCCCAGGCUGGAAGCCCUCCCCAACUUAAGUUAUUGUUUUAAACCAAAGUUUACAGUGUCUGUUGGUGGCCAAGACCCCCUCUCUCCACCCCCACCCCGAGGACCCUGGGACUCAGUAGAAGCUGGGGGCCCUGCGCACCUCCCCUCUGCUCCGGCCUGGCCUGGGGGAAGGAGCAUGGGCAGAGGGGAGGAGACUGCCGCCCUCAGCUCCCCCCGCCCCCCGGGUUCUCGUCCCCCUGGGCCGUGGGCACGGGGAGCCCUCCUCCCAACCGUGGGCUGCUUCCUGGGGGCUCUCCAGACCCCCUUCUCCAGGACCAAGUUCCCCAUCACACUGGGAGUGUGGAUUCCAGCGAAGGAGCUGGAAAAAAAAAGUGAGACUCUCUCCACAGACCCCCUAUGGGGGACCCCAACUUAAGGCCAAGGACUGGGUGUGUUUGAUACUUAACACCCCAGGCCAGGCCCCUUUGCUGAGAAGACUCCUUGGACUAUUUCCCAAGAAACCCCCACAUACACCCCUUCACAAGCCACCCCUCCCAAGAGGCAGGGGGCCCCCCGCCCCCUCCCCUAUGUACUCCCCACCUGUGUUCUGUUUGACCAGCACAGAAAUAUUAAACGUCCUCUCUUCA